GUUCCCACACUAGCAUCACAAACGGCUAGCAGCGUCCCGCUAUUAAAAAACAAUAAUUAUACGAACAUUUAAGCAUAGUUAGAAGGUAUUCGCGCAACUUUAUUUAUCAGUUAAAUCCGCGUUUGCUGUACGAUGCUGCGCGAUACGUCCCCCGACAUGUUUUCGUGAAGAUAUCCGAGUUAACCGGUUCAUUGUAGGCGUUAGCUCGGUGCUAACUCGGAGCUAACUCGGAGCUAACUCGGGGCUAACGCUGCUAACGCCGGCCGGAGCGGACCUCUUUGUCUGACAGGAGAAGGCGUGCUCUUUUGUUAAGCUUUCCCUUUGUCCAUUUUUUUCGGGUGAAGAGGGAAUAGUUGGCGCAGGAUUUCACCGCUAACCACCGUUUCCGGGCGAUUUGGAAGAUGCAAUUCGCGAAAAAACACUUUACAGACGGCCUGAUCCAGUUGACCAUCUUGCUGAGUUUGAUCGGAGCGCGCGUGGACGUCGACAGCUACCUGAGCGGGUUCUAUUCCCCGCUCCUCAUCGAGAUCGACUUGGGUCCGAGCUCAGCCUACGCCCAGACGCCCUUCCACAGCCUGCGGGACACUUUGGACGGCUACAGCGUCCACCCCAAGUGCCCCGAGUUGGACUGUUUCUUCGCAGGUCGGCGCUUGCUGGAGGAGGUGCGAUCGCUGGGCUCGCCGCGGUUCCCCACGCCGCAGCUCGACGCGUGGCUGGUGCAUCAGGUGACCACCGACAGGGACAAGACCCAGACCCAGACCCAGACCCAGGCAGAGUCCGAGAACGGCGAUGAGAUCCAGGAGGAGGAGGAGAGGAGCGGUGGCCCGGGACACCUGCCUGACCGCGGGCAGGAGGGGGACGGUGUGCAGGGAGAUGGGGCCUCUGGAGCAACCGGAGCCUGUGCUGGUCCUAAAGAGGGGAAUAAUGAAGAUGUGAAGGUCAAAGAGGAGGAUGAGCCUGUUCCUCUGGCCCACAGCUCGUCUCUGGAGCAGGAGUCUCUCCUCGGGGGCGCUGGAGCUCUGUCCCAUCACUCAGGCUUCCAUGGACCUUCUGACACAGACCAGUCCUGGAGCCAGCUCCUGCACCUGUCUGUGAGCGACCUGGAGGACCUGGACUCUCUGGUCGGCGCUCGUCUCCCUGAUCUGGACACAGACCUGUCUAGUGCCCUCCAAGGGGACUUGAGCCUGGAGGACCUCACCCUGCAGGACGCCAUCAUGUCUCCGCCCACGACGCCGCAGCACACAGACCCCUCGUCGCCCGGCCUGGCUCUGGGGCUGGCGGCUCUGCCCUUCGCCUCCGUGUGUAACUUCAGCGGGGGCUCCUCUCAGGGCCUGGGGGGCGGCCUGGACGAGGCCGUGUUUGACCAGAUAAACCAGCUGGGACUGGAGGGGCUGGACUCCAUGGACCAGCAGCUGCUCAGCUGCCUGGACCCUCAGCUGCUCGAGGACUUUGACUCAGACUCGGGCCUGUCUCUGGAGAGCAGCUCCGGAGGGCCUGGCUCCCCAGGCUCCUCUGAGAUGUCCUCGUCGUCCUCCUCUCUGUGUGAGGAGGAGUGUGGAGCUACAGGCUACAGCAGUGAGGUGGACUCUAAGAGCGUCCUGGACCACGGCUCCUGGUCUCCUGUAGAUCUGAGCGAGAGCGUGUGGCACGACCACAGCUACUCGUCCCCCCUCACCUACCCCCACAAGGGCAUUAAAGAGGAGCCUCUGAGCGAGGAGGAGGAGGAGGAGUGUGGUCUGGAGGAACGAGAGCUGAGUCGGGACGAGGUCCGUGCUCGUGCCAUGUGUCUGCCCUUCUCUGUGCUGCAGAUCGUCAACAUGCCCGUGGAGGAGUUUCUGGAGGUGCUGGACAGCCACGGCUUCUCCUCCGAGCAGGUCACUCUGCUCAGGGACAUCCGCAGACGAGGCAAGAACAAACUGGCCGCUCAGAACUGCCGUAAACGCAAACUGGAUGCCAUCACGGGCCUGCAGGAGGAGGUGUCCCGCCUCCAGGCCCAGAGGGAGCGGCUCCUGCGAGACAAACGGCUCACGGCCAAAACCAUGUGCGCCGUGGGUCAGCAGAUCCAACAGCUCACCAGAGACGUUCUGUCCAGGCUCAGGGACCCUCUGGGGCAGCCCCUCACCCCAGACAGGUACUCCCUCCAGUGCGGCGCCAACGGCAGGGUGGUGCUGGUGCCCGCCCGCAGACCCACCGUGUCGGGCGCCACGGGGAACAAAACGGACAAACGCAAGAAAGGCAAGAAGCAGUGACUGAAAAAGCCUGUGAGCCUGAACUGUGCGCUCUCUGCCGGCGUGUGGAGCACCAGCAGGGGGCGCAAUAACCAGGACAAAGUUAAAUGUAGCCUACAUAAGUGACAUGGGUGUGGGCGCGUGUCCACUGGAGCGUACAGCCACACGACCACACUUCUUCUACAAAACGGUGUCAAUGCUGCUGUAUAAUCUGAUCUGUCCAAACUCACGCACAGUCCUCAUUUGUGAUUCCAUUCAGUCUCUCGCGCAUUUCCUUUUUUUUUUUACUUUUCUGUCUCGUCUGUGUUCCGACGUUGGCCCUUUUCCAAACCUGGACCGCCCGCCGCGUCUCUGAAGCGGUACAGACCUCGACGUACUGAGCCAAGCUGUAGCUCCGCGUGGACACGCCGACGCCGGACUCCUCAAACUCGACGCUCCCAUGUCGCUUUUACAAACACUGGACUCCCGCGGCUCCGAGGAGAAGAAGAGCCGCCGACGAGAAACCUGCUCACGGCCAAGAACCAGAACCAGAACCGGGCCAGGGGCAGGUAGAGCACAUCCUUCCAAAGUAGAACAAAUAUUUAUUCUCCCAGUCCAUGAGUAUUUGACCAGGUGAGUGUGGAACUUUAAACAGAGGCGAGGGCGGGGCUCUGCAGUGCCGGGCUGGAUUUAAUUUGUUUGUUGCCUUGGCGACAUACACGAUACCAAUGCCUUAACCGUCAUAUCUCAUCCUACGUUUGGUUUUCUGUGAGUGUAACGUUUGGAAAGGCGAAAUGACAUCGACAAUAUCACGCUUAAAGGGCCCAUCGCACUGUUUUCUAGCGUCACAAACACCUGGAGUUGUGUUUUGUGUCGUUCACGUUUCAUUUUAGGUUCAGGGGUUAGUGCUUUUCUCAGUUUCAAAGCACCCGGCUCCUCCUCGUGAUGUCAUAAAGUGGUAAUGAAGGUCUCCACUGUGUUUUCGAAGUCCGCACGGCUUCACGAGAAUCAUUUUUAUCCUCCCAGACCUGGAUUUUUCUGAAACUGCUCCACUUCUCAUUCAGACAUUUUAUCGACAAUCUCCACUGAACAAACGGUAAAAGUUAAAAAUAAAAGCAACAAAAUGAGGGUAAAAACGGCUGUUGACCUAACAUAACUACUACUAAAUGACAUCACGAGGUGGAACAGAGCGUUUUGAGCUUUGGAGAUGCAGACAGACUCAUAAUUACUCAAACGUGUGAAGGAAACAAAACACAACUCCAGGUCUGUUUUUGAGGAGGGAACCAGAGUCCUGCACGGGUCUGUUGUCGGAGACCCUCAACCCGCCCGUUAACCCGUGAUUAUUUGAAAGUUAAACCCGUUACUCGCCUGUGACCGAGAUAAAUCACACACAGAUUAAAAUUAUUCUAACUGAAGCAUCCGUCAGAAUAUUAACUGAAAAGUCACGACUUAAAGAAUUACAAUCAUGAAAUAAAAAAACAGUUGCUGUCAAAAAUACGUCAUCACUUUAUCACAGUAUUUAUUAAGCAGAAGAAAAACUGAUCAAGAUGCCGGACUUUUGCGUCGCACAGGACGCCACGGACUGAACCAGGACUAAGCCAGGACUGAACCAGGACUAAGCCAGGACUGAACCAGGACUGAACCAGGACUAGGACUGAACCAGGACUGAACCAGGACUGAACCAGGACUAAGCCAGGACUGAACCAGGACUAACCUAGGACUGAUUCUAGGACUAAAACCAAGGCUAAAACCAGGACUAAAACGGAACUAACCUAGGACUAAAACCAGGACUAAAAUCAGGACCGAUCCUAGGACUAAAACCAGGAUUAAUUCCAGGACUAAAACCAGGACUUAACCUAGGACUGAUUCUCGGACUAAAACCAGGACUAACCUAGGACUAAAACCAGGACUAACCUAGGACUGAUUCUAGGACUAAAACCAAGGCUAAAACCAGGACUAAAACGGAACUAACCUAGGACUAAAACCAGGACUAAAAUCAGGACUGAUCCUAGGACUAAAACUAGGAUUAAUUCCAGGACUAAAACCAGGACUUAACUUAGGACUGAUUCUCGGACUAAAACCAGGACUAAUUUAGGACUAAAAUCAGGACCGAUCCUAGGACUAAAACCAGGAUUAAUUCCAGGACUAAAACCAGGACUUAACCUAGGACUGAUUCUCGGACUAAAACCAGGACUAACCUAGGACUAAAACCAGGACUAACCUAGGACUGAUUCUCGGACUAAAACCAGGACUAACCUAGGACUAAAACCAGGACUAACCGAGGACUGAUUCUAGGACUAAAACCAGGACUAAUUUAGGACUAAAACCAGGACUAAAUUAGGACUGAUCCUAGGACUAAAACCAGGAUUAAUUCCAGGACUAAAACCAGGACUAACCUAGGACUAAAACCAGGACUAAAACCAGGACUAACCGAGGACUGAUUCUAGGACUAAAACCAGGACUAAUUCCAGGACUAACCUAGGCCUGAUUCUAGGACUAAAACCAGGACUUAAACCAGGACUAACCGAGGACUGAUUCUAGGACUAAAACCAGGACUAAUUUAGGACUAAAACCAGGACUAAAAUCAGGACUGAUCCUAGGACUAAAACCAGGAUUAAUUCCAGGACUAAAACCAGGACUAACCUAGGACU
Messenger RNA from Boleophthalmus pectinirostris (great blue-spotted mudskipper), 4858 nucleotides. It is a transcript of the gene nfe2l3, whose product is annotated as nfe2 like bZIP transcription factor 3. The record is from RefSeq and is a predicted model, not a curated record. Gene Ontology annotation, biological process: regulation of transcription by RNA polymerase II. The transcript has 5 exons. Gene Ontology annotation, molecular function: RNA polymerase II cis-regulatory region sequence-specific DNA binding; DNA-binding transcription factor activity, RNA polymerase II-specific. Bases 402 to 2249 code for a protein of 615 amino acids. Gene Ontology annotation, cellular component: nucleus. NCBI's taxonomy places the organism in Eukaryota, Metazoa, Chordata, Actinopteri, Gobiiformes, Gobiidae.